AUGAGCCCGGGCAAGAACCAGCCAGGACAUGCAGAUGGCCGGCGAUGCUUUGUGACUGUUGGCGCGACCGCCAGCUUCAUCAGGCUGCUGCGCGAGGUGCUCGAGCCGCGUUUCCUCGACGGCCUCGGUGCCAGAGGCUUCAGCGAACUCGUCGUGCAGACCGGCCCCGACCACGACUGGGCUCUGAAACAGAUUGAGGCUCUGGGACAGCAGUCUGAUGACGCACCCAAGACAGACGGGCCCCCAAAACCGCAGUGGCCGGCCAUCGAGGUCGUCUCCUACACCACCGAUAUGCCUUCGCUGAUGCUUCCCUGCCGUGGCGAGGCACACCGACAACUGCCGGGCGCGAUGAUCUCGCACGCGGGCUCUGGGUCCAUCCUGGAGGCCGUGCGGUGUGACGUCCCGCUCAUUGUCGUGGCAAACCCCGACUUACUCGGCAACCACCAGGCCGAGCUGGCCGAUGCCGUGCAUGACGCCGGAUGGGCUGUGCGAGGCGAUUUGGGACGCUUGGACGAUGCGGUUGCAGAGCUGCAGGAAACUCUGGCGGCGACACAGGCUGAAGGUCUGCCUCCAUACCAAGAACCGCCAUUUCCGACUGCAGAGGCCGAGCGGAGCGGCCUGUUUGACUGGGCAGCCGUGUAUGCAGGACAAGACCCCUGCACAGCGUCAACAGAACCGAAUCUGCUGCGACUAGACUAG
Molecule: messenger RNA, 699 nt
Organism: Sporothrix brasiliensis 5110
Lineage: Eukaryota; Fungi; Ascomycota; Sordariomycetes; Ophiostomatales; Ophiostomataceae
Product: glycosyltransferase family
Exons: 2
Coding region: 1-699 (232 amino acids)
Biological process (GO): dolichol-linked oligosaccharide biosynthetic process
Cellular component (GO): UDP-N-acetylglucosamine transferase complex; extrinsic component of endoplasmic reticulum membrane
Molecular function (GO): hexosyltransferase activity
Source: RefSeq, a predicted model, not a curated record